Brenthis ino (lesser marbled fritillary) is the source of this 570-nucleotide messenger RNA. The record is from the annotation of a GenBank genome assembly. Lineage: Eukaryota; Metazoa; Arthropoda; Insecta; Lepidoptera; Nymphalidae.
AUGUUAAAUAAAUAUAUUCAGUUUCCUGACACUCCAAAUGCCAGACAAGCAAUUAGUCAAAGGUUUUCUGAUAAAUAUAGAAUACCAGGGGUUAUUGGUUGCAUUGAUUGCAGUCAUUUUAGAAUACAUGGGCCACCAAAAGAAGAAGAGCAUCAGUACUAUUGCCGUAAACACUAUCAUUCUUUAAAUGUUCAAAUGGUAUGUGAUGAUGAAUAUCGGAUCCUUAAUGUUAAUGCAAAAUUUGGAGGUGCAAAUCAUGAUUCAUUUAUAUGGGAAAACAGUGAUCUCAAUAAAUAUAUGCAGUCAUUGCACCGAAAUGGGGAAACAGUGUGGCUUUUAGGUGACUCAGGUUAUCCACAAAGGCCAUGGCUGAUGACUCCAAUUUUAGAUGCUGCUCCUAACACACCUCAAGCAAAUUACAAUCAAAAGCAUAUGACUGCUAGAGUUGUCAUCGAAAAUACCUUUGGAAGGCUAAAAAAUCGUUGGCGAUGCCUGAAUAAAGACAGGGUUCUACAUUAUAAACCUUUAAAAUGUUCAAGAAUCAUAUUGGCUUGUUGUGUUUUAACACGC